Messenger RNA from Protopolystoma xenopodis, 564 nucleotides. Lineage: Eukaryota; Metazoa; Platyhelminthes; Monogenea; Polystomatidea; Polystomatidae. The record is from the annotation of a GenBank genome assembly.
GCAGCAGUGAAGGCCGCCGCCCGAGCCGACCGCGACAAGGGGUUUCAUCACCACCACCACCACCACCACCAGCAUCACAAUCAACACCAUCAUCAGGCCAGCUCGCAUUCUUAUUCCCAAUCACAAAUGGCCGUAUCUCAACAGCCACCGCCACCGCUGCCACCGUUGCCCGCGCUGCCAACAUUGCAACCACCGCCACCCUCGCCACCGCAGCACACCUCAACCUACACUCAUCAGCAUAGCCCUCCGCAUGGAAACUCGUCUGCCAUCCGCGACCGAGUUCAACUUCAUUGCUCCACUGCGUCAAUUACCACCUCGGCUGGCGGCCAGAUCAGCCCACUGGCUGGUCCGUUCACCACGUCUGCGUCUGGGUUCGACAGCAGCCCUCUUGGUGAGACCGAUUCUCUGACUAGGCCUAAUCGAGGAGUCAGGUCGCUGGGGCCGGAUUCAAGUCCGGGGAUUGUAGAUGAAGUAAGGCAUUUGCAGCUACGACUUGCCAUGGGUCUCACGGAGGAACAGUUUCACAGCCUAAUUCAAGGUAAAAAGGGAUUUAAUGAAUUAUGA